CCCUUUUGCGCCUUGUAGGGCUUAGUCUGUCGCGUCUAUGCACUGAUUCGAAAACACGGGACCGGACGCUUCGCUCGCUCAAUGGCAACAGCGGAGGAGACGAACGAAGCGAAAGGGCAAAGCGAGGAGCGAGCGGAGGAUCGAGAGACGUCCAGAUGCAACAGUGUCCAAAAGGAGGAGAGAAUGGCGCCUUGGGAGCAGCACGCGGCGGUGAUCAGUCUCCCUCGCUACGACUACGCUGCCCCCUCCUCUCUUCUCCACCGCUCCCGAUCCGGAUUCCUAAUAACCUGCCCCAUCAAACGGGAGAAAAGUGCCACCAAAGAAGCAAUGUCUCUUCUUGGAGAGUUUGCUAGCAGUAAGGGGACAUGCAGCACUGAAACUUGUGCAAAAAAGAGGAAACUAUCAGCAGAAGUAGAUCCUGAAACUGCUGAAGCAACAGCUAGAAAUUCACUGGACAAUAUAUUGAAACCUUUUGAUGACGUUCUCGCUCAAAGUCUCAAUCUUUCACUGGUGAAGCUAACUCGCAGUGGGUUGCUUCUAUUAACUUUUCCUAACAAUACUUCUCGUCAUGUGAUUGACAUUGUAUCAGACAUAUUUUGUGCUUUGGCAUCUCGAAAGCUAAAGUCUCCUCUCUGGUGCCAUCGCAUUUUCCCUAUUCAAGAAACUUGCAUUCUAGCAAAGAAGGAUCUGCAAUUAGUUGUUUCAAAACUAAUAGAAGACUUCUUGGGUAAGGAUCAAGAAAAGCUUGAGAAACAUAUUAAGUUUGCAGUUGGAUAUAACCGAAGAGGCAUGGACGAUGAGAUAAAAUCUCAAAAGAUCACUGACAAAGACACAGAGGAGGCAUCAACUUUGUUGGAUCGAGAUGCAUGUUUCAAAGCAGUUGCAGGGGCAAUCAAAGCUGUUGCAAAAAAUGCAAUUGUGGAUCUCAAAUCUCCCGAGGUAGCUGUGCUCGUAGAGCUACUGCCUAUAUCAGGGAUUCCACAAGGAUUGUUUGUAGCUGGAGUUUCUGUUCUUCCACUUCAAUUUGUCACUAUCAAACCUCGGCUUUGCAUCAAGUCACUCAUUGCUGAUGCGAAAGGUCACAAAUGAUACCAUUUAAGUAUAGGAUGUUUAUUUCAGAUGUACUUUUCCUCCAAUGCACGGAGCAACAAUGUCACCGUUGCAAGCCAUUCUAAUUAAUAUUAUUCGUCAUCUUCCUAAUUAAUUUCCUGUUGCUAGCUCACAGUAGAUGAAAAAACAAAAUCAGCUGUUGCAAUGGAAAGCCUUACAUCUCUUUAGUAUCAAUUUGAAAAUCUUUUCAGGUAAUUGUCAUCCUACAUGUGAGCAUUUUUAUUUUCGCAAAAAAUAAAACAAUUUCAUGACUA
Messenger RNA from Zingiber officinale, 1364 nucleotides. RefSeq lists its product as uncharacterized. Gene Ontology annotation, biological process: tRNA modification. The coding region runs from base 82 to 1089 and encodes 335 amino acids. The record is from RefSeq and is a predicted model, not a curated record. Gene Ontology annotation, molecular function: RNA binding. Lineage: Eukaryota; Viridiplantae; Streptophyta; Magnoliopsida; Zingiberales; Zingiberaceae. The transcript is spliced from 7 exons.